AUGACAGUAUCUUUACUCAAAUAUAAGCGUAUUGGUAUCAUUGGAGGCGGCCCGUGUGGUCUCGCAGCAGGAAAAGCCUUGGGGUUUGAGGAAGAUCUUGAAAUCGACUUGUUUGAAAAGAAUGAUAAUAUUGGAGGAUUAUGGUACUACACUGGAAAUAAGUCAACUUUCAAUAAAUUGAACGAUGCUGAGAUAGUAUGCAAUGAUGAAUCUAAUAAGUCGGAAAUGUUCUCCCCUAUGUACAAGCACUUAGAAACCAAUAUCGGGAGUAACCUAAUGGAGUACAGCGGGGUCCAUUUUCCUCAAGGAACAUUUAUCUAUCCAAAAAGGGAAGAGGUCUUCAGUUAUUUGCAAAAAUAUGCUGCUACCAUUCCGACACACGUUAAUAUUCGUUAUAACUCGUUUGUCUCUGCUUUAACUAAAAUAAACAGUAAGUGGGAACUUUUAUUUGAAAAUUUGAAAACCAAAGAAAAGAAAGUCGAGUAUUAUGAUGCUAUUGUAAUUGCCAAUGGACAUUUUAAUAAUCCUUUUUACCCCACUGUUGAGGGAUUGGAGGAAUGGAAAGUUACUUUUCCUAGAUCUGUGACGCAUGCUAAAUAUUUCGAUGAUGCUAUAGAGUUCACCAACAAAACUGUGUUAGUUGUCGGAAAUUCGGCUAGUGGUAUCGAUAUAGCUACUCAAUUAAGUGUGAGUGCAAAGAAAGUUUAUCUUUCUAGUAGAACCAAAUCAGAAAUUGCUGAAAUUGAGAACCAUGAAGUUACUAGGAUUGGAAUGAUAAAAAGGUUUGAUUCUUCUACAAAGUCAAUAUUGACUAUAGAUGGAAAGGCUAUUGAAAACGUUGAUAGUAUUAUCUAUUGCACUGGCUAUUUAUAUGAUAUAUCUUUUCUAAAGAGUUAUCCAGAUAUAGUAUUAGACGGCAAUCAAGUAUUCAACAUAUAUAAGCAAAUGUUUUAUAUACCAGAUCCUUCGUUAGUCUUGAUAGGAUUGCCUAAAUUUGUGAUUCCAAUGCCAUUUGCAGAAUCCCAGGCUGCUUUGAUUGCUCGUGUUCUCAGUGGAAGAAUAAUAUUACCAUCAAUUGAAGAAAUGAGGGAGGACUACGCUAAAGAGGUCGAGCAAAAGCCCAAAGGAAAAGAAUUCCAUAAUUUAAAGUUUCCUGAUGAUGUAGAAUACUGUAAAAGUCUAAAGAAAUGGAUUGACGAUAGCUGUGUCGGUGUUGCUGGGCUUGACGCACCUAUUUGGACAGAUGAGAAAAUUGCAUUUAGAAGCAAGACUUCCAAAAAAAAAGCUGAAAGACUACUUAAAAUUGUAGAUCAUGCCAAUAAGUUGAGGGCUAAUGGGGAAGACUUCAGAUUGUUAAGAGACUAA
Molecule: messenger RNA, 1365 nt
Organism: Priceomyces carsonii
Lineage: Eukaryota; Fungi; Ascomycota; Pichiomycetes; Serinales; Debaryomycetaceae
Exons: 1
Coding region: 1-1365 (454 amino acids)
Molecular function (GO): flavin adenine dinucleotide binding; N,N-dimethylaniline monooxygenase activity; NADP binding
Source: RefSeq, a predicted model, not a curated record